AAGUGGGAGAGUCUAAUUACAGGGAAGGGAAAGCAGUAAAAUAAGUUAGGCUGCUGUGCACUCACUCAGCUACUUGUGCUCUGUUACAGCAGGGUGUUACCUGGGGUUCUGCAAACUUGCUGCAAAGAUGUCACGGGUGAAAAUUCCAGCAGAAGAGAAAGAGAUGGAUGAGGCAAUGCGCUCCUUUGCAGAGAAGGUCUUUGCCUCUGAGGUGAAAGAUGAGGCGAUCAGGCAAGAGAUCUCUCCUUUUGAUGUGGAAGAGAUCUGCCCCAUCUCGCGCCACGAGAUGAGAACGCAUAUGAUGCUUCAGGAGAGUUCCUCCACAGCAGAAAAGCGGAAGAAGCGCAUGCUCCGCCUGAAGACAAUUGCACUGGCACUCCCUGUUGCUCAGAAGUCUAUAACCAGACUGUCCGCUAUUGAUGAGGUCAUCUCUACCUCCCCCCUGUACCAAACAGUGCCUGACUUCCAGAGGGUACAGAUCACAGGGGAUUAUGCCUCUGGGGUGACAGUUGAAGAUUUUGAAGUUGUCUGCAAAGGCCUGUACCGUGCCUUGUGCAUUCGGGAGAAAUACAUGCAGAAGUCUGUGCAGAGAUUCCCCAGGACCCCAUCUCAGUACCUGCGUGCUAUUGAAGGUGAUGUCUGGAGGGCAACUGAUGCUGGCCCAGUGUUCACUCCGCCAGUGAAGGAUGGACAAGAUCCCUUUGAAACUGGGAAUCUCCCUGAGGACCUGGGAUACCAUGUCGAGAUGAAGGAUGGGGUAGUUUACAUCUAUGGUGACAAGGCAGCAGUUGGAAGAAAGGAGCCAAAGGACCUGCCCUACCCCUGCCUGGAGCACUUUGUUGAUGACAUGAACUUCCUCUUGGCCCUGAUUGCACAGGGGCCUGUUAAGACCUAUGCUCAUCGACGCCUGAAGUUCCUCUCAUCCAAGUUCCAGGUGCACGAAAUGCUAAAUGAGAUGGAGGAGAUGAAAGAGCUGAAGAACAACCCCCACCGUGAUUUCUACAACUGCCGGAAGGUGGACACACACAUCCAUGCUGCAGCCUGCAUGAACCAGAAACACCUUCUGCGUUUUAUCAAGAAAUCUUACCGUGUGGAUGCUGACCGUGUAGUUUAUGACUCCAAGGGCAAACAGCUCACCCUGAAAGAGCUUUUCCAGAAGCUCAAUCUGCACCCGUAUGACCUGACAGUGGAUUCCCUGGACGUCCAUGCAGGGCGGCAGACGUUUCAGCGCUUUGACAAGUUCAAUGCCAAGUACAACCCUGUGGGUGCCAGCGAGCUGCGUGAUCUCUAUCUGAAGACGGAAAAUGCUAUCAAUGGCGAGUACUUUGCUACCAUCAUCAAGGAGGUUGGCUCUGAUCUGGAGGAUGCCAAGUACCAGUAUGCGGAGCCUCGCCUCUCAAUCUAUGGGCGAUCAGCUGAGGAGUGGCACAAGCUAGCCAGCUGGUUCAACAGGCAUCGGGUCUAUUCCCCCAAUAUGAAAUGGAUGAUCCAAGUACCUAGGAUUUAUGAUGUGUUCAGAUCUCAGAAUUUCCUCCCACACUUUGGGAAGAUGUUGGAAAAUAUCUUUGUUCCUGUGUUUGAGGCAACUGUCAAUCCUCAAACCCACAGGGAGCUGAGUGUCUUUCUACGCCAUAUCACUGGAUUUGACAGCGUGGAUGAUGAAUCCAAGCACAGCGGACAUAUGUUCUCCACUAAAAGUCCAAAGCCAGAGCAGUGGACUUCUGAGAAGAACCCAUCCUAUACCUACUAUAUAUACUAUAUGUAUGCCAACAUCCUGGUGCUCAACAACCUACGCAGGCAGCGUGGUAUGAACACGUUCCUCUUCCGUCCACACUGUGGGGAAGCUGGGGCCAUCACACAUCUGCUUGCAGCCUUCAUGACAGCAGACAACAUCUCCCAUGGUCUCAACCUCAAGAAGAGUCCAGUGUUGCAGUAUCUAUACUUCCUUGCCCAAAUUCCCAUUGCUAUGUCCCCGCUCAGCAACAACAGUCUCUUCCUGGAAUAUGCUAAGAAUCCAUUGCCUGACUUCCACCAGAAGGGCCUCAUGGUGUCCCUUUCUACAGAUGACCCCAUGCAGUUUCAUUUUACCAAGGAGCCCUUGAUGGAGGAGUAUGCUAUCGCUGCCCAGGUCUUCAAGCUCAGCACCUGUGACAUGUGUGAGAUCGCCAGGAACAGUGUCCUGCAGUGCAGCCUGUCCCAUGAGGAGAAAGCCAAGUUCCUGGGUGAGAACUACCAGGAGGAGGGGCCCCAAGGCAACGACAUCCGGAAGACGAACGUGGCUCAGAUCCGCAUGGCCUACCGCUACGAGACCUGGUGCUACGAGCUCAACCUCAUCGCCGAGGGCCUGAAAGCCGAGUAGGAGCACGGACAGACGGCGGCAGGCCGCGGCGGAAGGGCCUCGGGGCCGGGCCCCCUGCGGCCAGCGGCGGGACUUGGGGUGCGGACAGGGCCGCGGGAGCUCAGCGGCAGCCGCCGGCCAUUAAACGGCGUCUGCCAGCAGCUGGA
This is a messenger RNA of Oxyura jamaicensis (ruddy duck), 2505 nucleotides long. RefSeq names its product adenosine monophosphate deaminase 1 (gene AMPD1). The record is from RefSeq and is a predicted model, not a curated record. Gene Ontology annotation, molecular function: AMP deaminase activity. Gene Ontology annotation, biological process: IMP salvage; AMP metabolic process. Gene Ontology annotation, cellular component: cytosol. The coding region runs from base 128 to 2359 and encodes 743 amino acids. The transcript has 16 exons. Lineage: Eukaryota; Metazoa; Chordata; Aves; Anseriformes; Anatidae.